Messenger RNA from Brassicogethes aeneus, 2107 nucleotides. The record is from the annotation of a GenBank genome assembly. Lineage: Eukaryota; Metazoa; Arthropoda; Insecta; Coleoptera; Nitidulidae.
UUCGUACUGGACAUGAAACUAGUGACUAACAACUAACAAGACUAUUGAGUGUGUUCAAAGUGCGUUGUUCUUGACUUGUGUGGUUUUAUUGACGUGUUAAUAUGUUGCUUGGUGCUAUGCCAGAAGACAGUGCUCCCGCUGGCCUGCUAGUGCCCACCGUGAAGGCCACUAGAGCCACUGACUUUUCUAUCGCCGCGAUUAUGGCCAGAGGUGCAUCACCGCCGGCAAGUGAUGUCAUGGUUUCACCAAGAAAUCACAGCAGAGACGGUUCUUUGUCGCGGCUAAGCUCCCCAGAAAUCGAAGACGUACCCCUUCUGGAAGACGAUGACGUCGAAGUCGACGUCGAAGAAUGUUCGGACAGCGAAUCGGCCCGACCGAAAGUACCGAAGGUGAGCCGAUCGCCGCCGAUGUCCGAGUGCGGCUCGGAAACUCCCGAUAUCGAUCGCGAAUCGCCCGACAUUAUCGCGGAAAAAGCGAGCAAAACGAAGAUACUCUGCAACUGCGAUGAAUUGCUGAACGUGGAGUGCCAUCUGGAGACCAAAGAUUUGUGGGACAAGUUUCACGAUUUGGGCACGGAGAUGAUCAUCACCAAGACUGGAAGACGGAUGUUUCCCACCCUUAGAGUGUCUUUCACAGGCAUCAGGGCUGACCAAAGAUACGCAGUCCUCCUGGACAUCGUACCGGUGGACAACAAGAGAUAUCGCUAUGCCUACCACCGGUCCUCGUGGCUGGUGGCAGGAAAGGCCGAUCCUCCUGCACCUUGCAGGAUCUACGCGCACCCCGACUCGCCUUACUCCGGCGAACAACUCAGAAAACAAGUCGUCAGCUUCGAGAAGGUCAAGUUGACCAACAACGAAAUGGAUAAAAAUGGACAGAUUGUUUUGAACUCGAUGCACCGGUAUCAGCCCAGGAUACACAUCGUCAAAUGGAGGGAACAUUCAGGACCCAUCACGGAUUUGGAACAAGAACAAUACAAAACUUUCAUCUUCCCCGAAACGGUUUUUACUGCAGUGACUGCUUACCAAAAUCAACUCAUCACCAAACUGAAGAUCGAUUCGAAUCCCUUUGCAAAAGGAUUUAGAGAUUCAUCUAGGCUUACUGACUUUGACAGAGAACCAAUGGACAGUAUCUUUAUGGACCAGCACUUUCUGCGUUCCUCUUUAAGAUUGUACUCGGGCGAUACCGUAGACUUAGAAAACAACAACGCAAGCUCUUUCUUCUCUGCCGCGAUGGUGGAAAAAGCCCGCGCUCAGCUUCAAAUGUGGGGCAGAGCCGGUGCGGGCGCGUACCAUCCAAGCGAGCUUCACGCUUUCUUGAUGAACAGCUCGCCGAAUCAACAAGUCUACCUCGGUCAAAGACCACAAGUACCUCUAGGUUUGUGGUCGCAAGGGGGUGCGUCGUGGCAAUCCCCAAUGCACGGAGGGUUACCUCCCGGUCUACUAGGGCCCCCUUCGUCGCAUAGACCUCAGAUGACACCACCUCCAUCUUCAACGCCUAGCUCUUCAGGCUCACCAAGCCCUACAUCCGUUAAUACGUCGUCGGAUUUAAGGUUGCCCAAAGCAAUGUUCCCAUCUGCGAUGCAUAGGUUUAGCCCCUAUGCCAACCCCAUGCAAAGACAAGGGUCGUCCUCUGUUAGCCCCACGUCGAGGCCAAGUCACUGAUAGCGUUAAGUUGGCUGCAAGCCAAAAAUCCUUACCAAAGAGUCUUCAUGACGUUAAUAACAUGGUAUAUCCAGUGUAUAUAGUUUAGAGAGUAACUUAUUGUAUUAAAUGGGUAGUGACUAGGAAGUGUACGAUACUUACAUUUUUUACAGAAAAAAUAGCAGUAUUAUUUAUUGUAUAUAUUCCAAUUCGGUGUACUUAAGUUCUCCCCGGUUAGAGAGCAAAUCAUGUUCCUUUAUAUUUUGAUUCUAUCAUCCUUUGCCCUUAUUGUCAUUCCUUUUAUACAACAACGGGCAAAUGAUAUAGAAUCAAAACUUUAUUUAAUAAAAAAAUAGUUGUAUAUUUUCUAAUAUAUCCCCACUGUCAAUUAUUUAAUUAGUUUCUUUAUUAUUCACUAUGUUAAAAGGAAUUGUUGUUGUGUAAAUAAAAGUGGACUUGUAAAUUAA